GAGAUGGAGCAGGUGAGAGCUGGGUCUAUCUGCUGACAUGGACCUGAGGAUGCUGCUUCUGAACUUGUCCCUCCUGUGCCUCAUCGCUGGAGCUGUAUCAGAGCCGAUAUGGUCACCUCAACCAGUAAGCGGAGGUGGAGAUAACAGUAUUAUUAGCGACGAGAUUAAUUUUAGCUACAUCAUAAUGAUCCCAAAGUGGCUCUUAAGUGAAAGCGACGUGAAUGUAGCUAUAAUGGUGGAAAGUGAUCCGGACCAGGAGAUCUAUCUGCACGCUGCUUUUGAAAUCUUUGACACCAGCAUUGUUAUAUUUGAUAAUGAAAAAGCUACAAAUAUUCAAAGCAAAGAUUUCACGGUGCCCACAGUGAACUCGUCACAACCAGCCUUCCUGACCGUUUCUUUCUCUGAUGGAAACACAGUUAAGAAGACUGAACGCCAGACCAUAAUGGUUAACAAUCAACAGAAUGGCUGCACUAGCCAGUCAGGGAAACCCAUUUACAACCCUGGGGACACAGUGCAAUGCAGAUUUUUUUGUUUAACUCCUGAAAUGAAGACUGUUGAUCAGAACGUGACAAAUGUGCGCUUUCUGGAACCGUCGGGUGCGUGUAUAGCCCAGGUGGGGAAUCCAGAGCCGAAAAAUGGGGUUGUGGAAUUGGAAUUCACGACUUCUGAAGACGCAACCUCUGGAUAUUAUCAAAUCAUAUUUGAAAAUGAAGGAAAAGGGGUGAUCUACACUGCAUAUGCUCAAGUACAACAAUACACCCUACCAAGAUUUUCUUCAAACGUCGCUUGUCCUGGCGCCGUAUCUGUUGUGGACAAAGUAGUAAAUAUCAGUGUAUCAUCUCAGUACAUCUAUAAUAAGCCAGUGUCAGGCGAGGUCAUAACGAAGUGCUGCAGAGGAAUACAAUACACUUACGGAAGAGCGAGCAACUGUUACAAGGGAUUGGAAGAAAUCUGUUCGAAUUAUAUUGAUAAGCUGGAUGCUAAUGGCACUUACAGCAAUAUGAUGCCCCUGGAUGUUUUUAAACUGCAGUUAUCUGGCCUUAGCAAUAGCAUUACUUGUGACAUCAGUGUGAGAGAAAGUGGAACAGGGGUCGUGGAUACACAAUCCUGCUAUAUUUCGGUAACCAACCGGCCCAUCAGUCUCCAGAUUGAAUAUUCCCCUUCUGGCCAGUAUUAUAAACGUGGCAUUGACUUAGUCUGCACAGCUAUACUAACAGAUGAGAAUGGAAAACCAUUGGCUGGUGAAAUUAUUACUGUAGAGGUGGAUGGGGCGUCUGUUAAGAAGUCAAUUACAGAUGCUGACGGGAGGGCUGAUUGCAGAACAGAUACAUCAUCCUACUUUAAGCCGAAUAUUACUCUCCGUGUUAGUUACCAGGAUGAAGACCAGUGUUACGUCAAUGAUUACUCCGGUGUUGACUAUCCAUAUGAUGAACGCACUAUAUAUCGUUUUUAUGCUCACUCAAAUAGCUACGUGCAAAUAAUGGCUCCUCGUGGGCAACUAAACUGCAACCAGAUGUAUAACAUUGAGGUGGAAUUCAUAGUGAGAGGAAAAGCUGCUGAGGGAGACGCCGCCAAUAAAACUUUUUAUUACAUUAUAAAAGCCAGAGAAGGCAUUGUGGCGUACGGUUCUCAGGAAGUUGAUUUGACCAUCAACCAGAAUGGCUCUUUCAUCCUUCCCAUUAAUGUAAGCUCCCAACUCGCAACCAGCGCUAAUAUUCUGGUCUUCGCAAGAGUGGAUAACGAGCUCAUAUCAGAUACCGUGCCCUUGGACAUACAGCCGUGCUUUAACAAUUUAGUUUCUCUGAGUGUCGAUCAGACAGUUGUGACUCCUGGUUCAGAAGUUGAUCUCCAUAUAAACGCUGCUCCAGAUUCAAUGUGUUUUCAAAGAGUGCUGGAUGCCAGAUUAAAGUUGCAAUAUCCAUAUGAUCCAUUCAACCCCACUUCUAUAUUCUACCUGUUCCCCAGUUUCUUUGAUUACACCUAUGAUGGAAUAAAUGAUGUGCAGCCAACACAACCCUGUGUGGAUCCAAACAAAGUAUUAUAUUGUGAUGGAUGGUACGGACGUCCUGAUAGCAGCCCAACAGAUGGUGACACUUUCAGUAACCUCAGGAACCUUGAUAUGAACUUUGUGACAGAUCUUGACACUGAGAAAAUGGUGGUGUGUGGGAUGGAGUCUCAACCACCUCCGGUUCCUAUUAGGUUUAGCAGACUAUCGGCGUCUGUAAAGGAAGUGGGCGCAGCUGCUCCUACUAGUGCUGAUACGAUUGUGACAGAUCGAACAAAUUUUGCUGACUUCACAGGGUGGCAAUCAGUGUUGGCAGACUCAGAUGGCCGUGCAACAAUAACAACAACACUCCCGGACAGUAUUACCGUAUGGAACGCUGACACGUUUUGUACGUCAGAUGUAGCUGGCUUUGGCAUGACCAUCCAAGAUACAAAUAUCACUGCAACGCAGGAAUUGUUUGCGGAGGUCUUGGCUGCUCCUUUCGCUAUCAGAGGAGAAUCUAUCCAGCUAAUCGUUCAGUUUGCUAGCUACCUUGACCACUGCACGCAGGCCUCAGUGACAGUGCUGCUCGACGAUCUGCCGAAGUUUCAGAAUGAGAUAUGUAUAUGUCCUGGAGAGAGACCCGUUCAGGAUGUGCCCUUGGAUUUUAACACAGUGGGCCUGAUUAAUAUCACAGGGAUCAUUGAAACACAGAGCAGUUCAGGUACAUGUGGUGGAUCCAAUGACAUUCCUCAAGUACCCCGCAAGGACAUGGUCACAAUAGGUAUUAAUGUACAGCCCGAGGGAAUAAAGACAGAAAAAACGUACACUUACCUGCUCGCUGUAAAUGAUGCGAACAGUGAAAGAGAAAUCGGCAUACAGAGCCAAAACUAUUUGGUGCCGGACUCUGCUGCAUUUACCCUACAAGUUGUGGGUGAUCCUGUGGGGCUUUCCGUGCAGAACAUGGCCAAUCUGCUGCAACAGGUAGAUAGUAGCUGUACACAGAAUCUGGCGCUGCUCACUCCCAUUGUAGAGCUAGUGGAAUUUCUGCAAUACACGGGGAAAUUAUCUAAAGAACUUUUGGAAAAAGCAAAAACGGCAAUAUCUGCAGCCUGGGCUCGACAUCUGGCAUGCAGACAGAAUGAAGGAUACUUCUCUCAGUACUUUAGGUCCAUCAUCAGGAGUUCUUGGAUUGACAUUUACACGUUAGAAGCAUCGUGCAAAAUCCAGAAUUACACGUUUGUGGAUCCCAUCAUCCCAACAAGAUUAAGUCUUGUACUAUCACAGCAGCAGAACUUGACCUCCGGCUGUAUAAAUCCUAUUGGCUGCCCAUUUACAGAUCAGUCCAGGAUAAAUGAUGUCAUUCGCUUCACAGCUACUGCAGCACUAAUAUUGCUCAAGUGCCCAAUGACCAGCGUUGGGCCGGCAAUUUUAGAUGGCACCAUGCAGUGUAUUGACGCUGUCCGUUUUGAAGAACAGGAUACAUGCACCCAAGCCUACUUAUUCCAUGCCGCAGCUGUACGAAAACAGACAGACAAGUGUGAAAGCAUGUAUGCUAUAUUACAGGGAAAAGUCAUCAGAGAAGGUCUCCUGGCCCACUGGGAAUGUGAGUCCUCCUCCGAGAAUGUAGUUGUCACAGCCAACAUAUGUUCAGGCAUCUUGAAGUGUUUUAACGUGACUCCGGAAAUAAAUGACUUCCUUGGCCCAGUAGCAGUAUACUUGGUUUCACAACUGAACCCAAGUGGUGGUUUCCAGAACUCACAGGACACAGUAGAAGCUAUGGAUGCAUUGACACUUUAUGGAAGACUGCUAGGCAAUGUAGGUGAUACUAAUGCUGAAGUCUCUGUGAAAAAUGGGGAUACAGUAGUUGCCAACAUAACUGUGAAUGAAGAUAACAAGUUUGUGGUCCAGUCACAGAAGCUGAGUAAUAAUUCAUAUGGAACAUUCAAAAUUUCUGCCACUGGCAGUGGAAAUCUUCUGGUACAGAUAACCAAUACGUACAACACCAUGAUUCCCAAGGAGGAUGCUCCCUUCUCAUUUACAGUAACAGCACAGGCUGAGUGUAUAGGAGGAGUUGCUGCAGUCUAUAACGUCUCAAUCUGUGCCAGCUACAUAGGAAAUCGAACUACUACCAACAAUGUACAAAUUGACUUUAAAUCGCUUACUGGGUGCACGGUUGAUGGAUACUCAAUGUACAAGUUGUUGGAAAACAAAACGAUCUGCGAUUAUAAAAUAGUGGAUGAUCACAUGACUAUUAAUCUGGACCCUUUUCCCCAAGGUGAGGAACGCUGCUUCACCUUCUCCUCAUACGUGACGAGCCAAGUUUACACCAUGCAGAGGAGUUAUGCAAUUAUACAAGACUCAUUUGACGCGCACACAUCUGCGUUUGCUUGGUAUAGCUACCCCUGUAGCCAGAACAAGUAAUAACCCGGGUGGAACCAGCAAAUGAAAGAAGCCUGAUCACAGUAUAAGAAACACAACAGGAACCUGAUUACAGCCUGAUUCAUUACACAGCUGAAGAGAUCAUUCUAAUCAUUGGAAAAUGCAAUUCUGAUCUGUUAUUCAUAAGCGUAUGCAAUAGGAAGGAUAUGAUAAGGGGAAUGUUAAUGAUGCAAAAUAUUUUUUUCUUAUGGUUAGCAAGUAACAACCUGUUUUUAUGAUUAGGCAAAAUUGAUGCUUUGUGAUUUGAACAAAUUAAAUCUUACUUGUCUGACAACAAAAAUAUUUUACAAAUUUUCUCACUCCGUCAAUAAUGUGUUCAGGGACAUCUACUGCUCUAUUCAGUCUCUGUCACUACUAUGUUUGUUCCCGGUGAAGCUCGUGCCAUGUACAUAAAGAGGUUUCCUCUGGUAAUAUUUACUUGUGAAACAAAAAUAAAAUCGACCAAUCUGUA
Pseudophryne corroboree (corroboree frog) is the source of this 4877-nucleotide messenger RNA. RefSeq names its product ovostatin-like. Gene Ontology annotation, molecular function: endopeptidase inhibitor activity. Gene Ontology annotation, cellular component: extracellular region. Bases 38 to 4408 code for a protein of 1456 amino acids. The transcript has 38 exons. The record is from RefSeq and is a predicted model, not a curated record. NCBI's taxonomy places the organism in Eukaryota, Metazoa, Chordata, Amphibia, Anura, Myobatrachidae.